CGACGGAAGCCGAGAGGGACCUGGGGCGGAAGGGGACCCGGGCCAGGCUUGUGUUCGGUGCCUUGGCGGGGCUGGGGUUCCGAUGUGGUCCCCGGGGCGGGAGGCCCAGGCCCCGACCGGGGGAGACCCGGCGGGCCUCCUGCCGCCCGAGUGGGAGGAGGAUGAGGAGCGCAUGUCUUUCCUGUUCUCCGCUUUCAAGAGGAGCCGCGAGGUGAACAGCACCGACUGGGACAGCAAGAUGGGCUUCUGGGCGCCGUUGGUGCUGAGCCACAGCCGCCGCCAAGGGGUGGUGCGCCUGCGUCUGCGGGACUUGCAGGAGGCCUUCCAGCGCAAGGGCAGUGUCCCCCUGGGGCUGGCCACCGUGCUGCAGGACCUGCUGCGUCGAGGCGAGCUGCAGCGAGAAUCAGACUUCAUGGCCAGCGUGGACAGCAGCUGGAUCUCCUGGGGGGUUGGAGUCUUCCUGCUGAAGCCCCUCAAGUGGACUCUCUCGAACAUGCUCGGGGAUAACAAAGUUCCAGCUGAGGAGGUGCUCGUGGCUGUGGAGCUGCUUAAGGAAAAGGCUGAGGAGGUUUAUCGCCUGUACCAGAACUCACCCCUCUCCUCCCACCCUGUGGUGGCCCUGUCAGAGCUGAGUACUCUGUGUGCCAACUCCUGCCCGGACGAGAGGACCUUCUACCUGGUGCUGCUGCAGCUGCAGAAGGAGAAGAGAGUCACGGUCUUGGAGCAGAACGGAGAGAAGAUUGUGAAGUUUGCCAGGGGACCACAUGCCAAAGUGUCUCCUGUCAACGAUGUGGAUGUUGGGGUCUACCAGCUGAUGCAGAGUGAGCAGCUUCUCUCUCGAAAGGUUGAGUCUUUAUCCCAAGAAUCUGAGAGGUGCAAAGAGGAAGCCCGCCGAGCAUGCCGAGCUGGAAAGAAGCAGUUGGCACUGAGGUCUCUCAAGGCCAAGCAGAGGACAGAGAAACGCAUUUUGGACAUCCUCCUUCAGGACACCACCAAAGAACCUUUGGACCUGCCCGACAACCCCCAUGAGACGCUUUAUACCAACAGUGUGCCUAAGCCUAGGAUCUUAGAUGCUGAACUUGAAGCUGAACUUGAGAAACUGUCCUUAUCAGAAGGAGGUUUGCAGGUCCCAAGCAGUAAAUCUCCAAAAAGGCAAUUGGAGCCGACUCUCUAAAGCCAUUGCAGGAACUCAAGGGAAGGACCCUCGCUCAUGUAAGAGAGGGACGACAGCCUUGUGUGUGUACAUAGUUAUUUAAUGAGAACCACUGCGAUGUUGUUAAGAGGAGGAAAGAACCACUCGGAUGGAUCUGGACGCUGCCACUCCUGACAGGACAGAUACAGCUCCUGGAAGCCAUGCUGUGAAGGUGUGCUCCCAGCUGCUGUCAUGGACCUCCCUUCUCGUCUUUCUAGUGCCACAGUUUAUACAGUCCUGUGUUUGACCGUCGUCUCUGAUAGCCUGCAGAUCUCGCCAUUGGCUCCGUUAGGUUUGUCUUCACCCACCAGCUUCGUUCCGGCCAGUGAAGGGGAAAGGUUCGCAGCUUUGCCCACCAGAGCCAGCCCUGUCUUCCACUCCUGAGGUCUUUAAAACCAAGUUUGUUAUCUGCAAUGCCCUUCAGCUGCUCCCCUGCCCCCUGCUUUAUUGGAAUUAAGAAUGAGAGUCAAACAAGUUUGACUCAGAGACCUAACAGCGGAGUGUCUGGAGAAGCCUUGUCCACAAGACGUUUCUCUACAUGCUUUGUCAAAUUCUCUGGGUGUUCAUGCUCUGAGUGGUUCAGGGUCCUGGCAGUUGCGGGGUUGGCUUGUGUCAUUGGGGGCCAGAACCUCUUCCAUCCUAGGCAGAAGCAGAUCUGCUGAUGGAGUUGGGCAAAGGGUUAAUCUGUCCUUUGAAGCUGAGCAGGAGAAACCCAAGUCAACCACAGGCCCCAUGGUGUGAAAGAAGCUAAGUUUUGCUUUGGCCCCAUCAUAAAUUACAUGUGUUUUCUGGAGCAAGCCACGUGGUGCCACAUUCCCUGUUUCUUGAGCCUGACACUCGCUGCAGGCUCCCUGUUAGGAUCUGGAAAGCAGUUUACCUGUAUCCAGCACUCAGGGCAGGGGGCCUGAGCCAGGAUGUGCAAUAGGAGGAGGUGACCCUGACCUGCUGCAUCGGCUGUGUGCUGCCGCCGCCGGCCCAGCUCUGCCCUGCUCUGCCCCGCACCUGCCUCCUGCAGGCGCACCUUCUUUCUGUGAACUGCAGGGCAGGCAGGAAAGGGUAGGUCCGCAUGCUCGGAUGGCAGCGUGGAGAGAAAAAUGACAGCCACACUGCCAGCCUGCUGUCCAGGACGAUGACUGCCUGGAUCUCUUUGCACUGCCCCUCCUGCUUGAGGCAGCACAGAGCAGAGGGGAGGACUUUGCUUCCGGCCAGGAGCACGAAUCACUGUUCAGCAAGUCUCUCCCACUCAGCUUUGGCGGACGGAAAUAUUGGGGGUGAAGAAAAACAAUCACUAUUUUUUCUUUUUUAAUCUGGUAAAUAAUUAAAAGAGAAAAACACUA
Messenger RNA from Peromyscus maniculatus bairdii (prairie deer mouse), 2529 nucleotides. Lineage: Eukaryota; Metazoa; Chordata; Mammalia; Rodentia; Cricetidae. The record is from RefSeq and is a predicted model, not a curated record.